Cyprinodon tularosa is the source of this 2450-nucleotide messenger RNA. Its product is annotated as sodium- and chloride-dependent taurine transporter-like. The coding region runs from base 221 to 2101 and encodes 626 amino acids. Gene Ontology annotation, molecular function: taurine:sodium symporter activity. Lineage: Eukaryota; Metazoa; Chordata; Actinopteri; Cyprinodontiformes; Cyprinodontidae. Gene Ontology annotation, cellular component: plasma membrane. Gene Ontology annotation, biological process: taurine transmembrane transport; sodium ion transmembrane transport; neurotransmitter transport. The transcript is spliced from 15 exons. The record is from RefSeq and is a predicted model, not a curated record.
GAGGCAGGCCGGUGAUUUUCCACUGCCGCUCAUCUAUCUGGUCCCCCAGUUCCAGAGACAAAGGUCAGAAAGAGAAGCUUAUAAAUAGGCGAAAGUCUGAGCUUCCGACGCGUCCACGCAUCAGUCGCUGUCACGGACACGGGAGGACACGGACACGGCAGAGCAGACUGAGGACAUUAAAAGGAGAAAUUAACAGAAAACAUCCCAUCCUAGGAGCAGAAUGGCACAAAAAGAGAAGCUUCAGUGUCUGAAAGACUUCCAUAAGGACACCCUGAAGCCGUCCCCCGGUAAGAGCCCCGGCACUCGGCCCGAAGACGAGGCCGAGGGCAAGCACCCCCAGAGGGAGAAGUGGGCCAGCAAGUUGGACUUUGUUCUGUCCGUGGCCGGCGGCUUCGUAGGUUUAGGGAACGUUUGGCGUUUCCCUUACCUCUGCUAUAAGAAUGGUGGAGGUGCGUUUCUCAUCCCCUACUUCAUCUUCCUGUUUGGUGGAGGUCUGCCAGUCUUCUUUCUGGAGGUCGCCCUUGGUCAGUUCACCUCUGAGGGUGGCAUCACCUGCUGGGAGAAGCUCUGUCCCAUCUUCACCGGUAUUGGCUACGCCUCCAUCGUGAUCGUUUCCCUCCUGAAUAUCUACUACAUCGUCAUCCUCGCCUGGGGUCUCUACUACUUGUUCCAGUGUUUCCAGCCAGAGUUGCCCUGGGCCAAGUGCAAUCAGCCCUGGAACACCGAUCAAUGCAUUGAGGACACUCUCCGCAAGAACAAAACCAUCUAUAACGCCACCAACGCCUCCAACGUUACCUCCCCCGUCACAGAGUUCUGGGAACAUAAUGUGUUGGGGAUCAGCAGUGGCAUCGAGGACAUCGGCCCGGUUAAAUGGGACUUGGCCCUGUGUUUACUCCUCGUCUGGGUCAUCUGCUUCUUCUGCAUCUGGAAGGGCGUGAAAUCAACUGGAAAGGUGGUUUACAUCACGGCCACGUUCCCAUUCGUCAUGCUAAUCGUCCUGUUGAUCCGUGGCGUAACUCUGCCAGGUGCUUCUCAGGGCAUCAAGUUCUACCUGUACCCUGACCUUGAACGCCUCAAAGACCCAGAGGUGUGGAUCGACGCCGGCACUCAAAUAUUCUUCUCUUACGCCAUCUGUUUGGGCGCCAUGACGUCUUUGGGGAGCUACAACAAGUACAAAUACAACUGCUACAGGGACUGUUUGCUGCUGGGAGCCCUCAACAGUGGUACCAGUUUUGUGUCUGGCUUCGCAAUAUUUUCCGUCCUGGGCUUCAUGGCACAAGAGCAAGGGGUGGACAUUGCUGAGGUGGCAGAGUCAGGUCCAGGCCUGGCUUUCAUUGCCUACCCCAAGGCUGUUACCAUGAUGCCUUUCCCGACACUCUGGGCCAUCCUCUUCUUCAUCAUGCUGCUGCUGCUUGGCCUCGACAGUCAGUUUGUGGAGGUGGAAGGGCAGAUCACAUCACUGGUGGAUCUGUAUCCGUCCUUCCUAAGGAAGGGUUACUGCAGAGAGGUCUUCAUCGCUAUCAUCUGCUGCAUCAGCUACCUGUUUGGACUUACCAUGGUGACCAAGGGUGGCAUGUACGUUUUCCAGCUGUUUGACUACUAUGCAGCCAGCGGUGUGUGCCUUCUGUGGGUGGCAUUCUUUGAAUGUAUAGCUGUUGCCUGGGUUUAUGGCGCUGAUAAUUUUUAUGAUGCAAUCGAGGACAUGAUUGGCUACAGACCAAAUCCUUGGAUGAAAUGGAGCUGGACUGUGAUCACUCCUUUACUGUGCAUGAGCUGCUUUAUCUUCUCUCUGGUCAAAUACAAGCCAUUGACAUACAACAAGGUGUACCAGUAUCCUGACUGGGCCAUUGGGAUAGGCUGGACUCUUGCCUUGACCUCCAUGAUCUGCAUCCCCAUGGUGGUGGUCAUCAAGAUCAUUCAGUCUGACGGGCCGCUGAUUGAGAGGAUUAAGGCCGUGGCGGCCCCAGCUCGCGGAGGUGCUAGCUCCCGCCCUGCGGACCACCGCGUCCCGAGCGAGCUCACCUGCCCCCUGGACCCCAACGGAAACAACGGGGUUACGGCGAAGGCUCCCACCCACACCAUCGUAGAAACCAUGAUGUAAAGGGGUGAGGAGGAGGCUCUCCAUGAGAACGCCCUCUUCCCCUCUCCUGUCCUCUGAAACGCUUCUAAAGCUAGCUAGCUAUCUGUCUGUCUGUGUCUCUCUGGACUGAUUAAGGGUUCAAGGAAAUAAAAACUCACAUUUCAAAUCUUUUUAGAAACGCUUGAAGGGAGCGGUUAUUAGAAAAACAGAAAUCUCUCUGGGAUUCUCCUCCGAUAGCUUUCAUGCGGAGUGGUUGGAGGAAUUAGCAGCUGACAUAACUUUCACCUUAGUGGUCAGUCCAUUAAAUUCUAACACCUCCAGAUUAUUAGAUGUAAAGCAUCCAGAAGACAAGUCAUCACCGGUUUGCUGC